AUGUCAGAGCGGGCACAGCUUAUGGAGAUGCUGAAGAAGGAGCUGAGAUCACUGCUGAUGGCUGCCAGAGAGGGCUUAACCCCAGCACAACUGGAGCGAGAGUACAUGGCCAUGAUCGGCAAACCUCUCCCUUUACAUUCCCUGGGCUUCCAGUCCACCUUGGAGCUGGUGGCAGAUAUGCCUGAAGUGGUCAGAGUCUGUCCUUAUGAGAACGGCACUUUUAUUCUCAAAGCCGUUGCAGAUGAGACCACCAAAACGAUUGCCAAACUGGUUGCCCGACAGAGAAGUUCUAAGGCACGGAAGAAUGCUGCCGUGAAGGCAGCCGCUGCUUCUCCCUCUAAGAAUCCACGGAGUUUCCCUCAGAGAGGCAGGGCUCCCAUCCUGCCAGCAAGCGUGAAGGCUGAGCUGCAGGAUCUGCUGAGUUCCUCACCGCUUCUGCUCUUGGACUUUGAAAAGGCCUUCUUCAAACGCUUUGGCCGGGCAUUCCAGUACAUGCAAUACGGAUUUUUCUCCAUAUUGGAAGUCUUCAAAAGCAUGUCCGAUAUCAUUGUGGUUGAGCAGACAAGAGCAGGUUCCUUGCUAAUCCUGAAGAAGUACAUGGCAAGUGAGAUAGAGAAGAAAGAGACGCUGCAAGACGAGGUGUGGGAAGAGGUGCCGCAAGGUGAGGAGUCUCAAGAUUUGGAGCAGUCCCUGAUAGACGAGUUGAUAAUGACUCCAGAAAUCCCCCCAGAUGCUGUUCAGGACAGAAGCCUUUGCAGUUUACCACCGCUGGAGAGAAAGUGCUUGGUGGGAGUCUUUGUGGAAUUCGUCGUCUCUCCUAGUCAGUUCUACGUCCACAUCUGCAGCAGGGAAACAUCUGAUAAACUGCAGAAUAUGAUGCUUGAGAUGAGACACUGUUACUCAAAUAAACUUGUUUCUGAUCGUUACAUCAUGCCUGAGUCUUCAGUACGGCCUGGGCAGCUUUGCUGUGUAACAGUCUCGAAAUGGUGGUACCGCGCUAUCAUCCAUCGUGUGGUCAGUGACCAAGAAGUAGAGGUGUUCUACCCAGAUUACGGAAACCUCGAAAUUGUCUGGAAGUCUUGCCUGAGAUUCCUCAAGUGGUGCUACUUGAAGCUCCCUGCUCAGGCCAUCCCGUGUUCCUUGGCAUGGGUAAAACCUGUGGAGGAGACAUGGUCCAAUGAAGCAACUCUCCUAUUCAAGAAGCUGUGUGUCUCCAAGCUACUUGUGGGCAUCGUGGAUGAAUAUGUCAGUGGCAUUUUGCAUCUCUUCCUGUGUGACACGUCCACUGAGGAGGAUGUCUACUUCCACUGCGUCUUGAGGGACAGGGGAUGUGCUGACGUCUGCGGAGAGAACAUUCCGUCCCAGGGAUUCAAGGAACUGAAUCCUUCGGCCUUGUAUGUUCAGCCCAGUGGAAAGCAGGAGAAUGCUGAACUGCUGGACAAGGAUGAGCUGUGUGACCAGGUGGGAGUUUUGACUGUGACGCUAUCAUUCAAUGAAAUCAACUCCAGGGAUUAUGAAGAGAAAAUGAAGAACGAGGACCUUCCUGGGAGUUGUGCAGUUGACCUGUGCAGUGCCAUCAGGCCAUCUGACCAAGGGCCAUCUCAGAAGCUGUAUGUCCCUCCUACCACGCUGUCUGCAGUGUUGGCAGCUGCACCCCUAGCCACUUCCAGUGACUACUUCCAGUGGCUCCCCAGCCUGGGAAAGAAGGUGUGA
Molecule: messenger RNA, 1713 nt
Organism: Tauraco erythrolophus (red-crested turaco)
Lineage: Eukaryota; Metazoa; Chordata; Aves; Musophagiformes; Musophagidae
Source: RefSeq, a predicted model, not a curated record